Topomyia yanbarensis is the source of this 5371-nucleotide messenger RNA. RefSeq lists its product as uncharacterized. The coding region runs from base 1784 to 4795 and encodes 1003 amino acids. The transcript is spliced from 8 exons. The record is from RefSeq and is a predicted model, not a curated record. Gene Ontology annotation, biological process: regulation of asymmetric cell division; establishment of mitotic spindle orientation; asymmetric cell division. Gene Ontology annotation, molecular function: cytoskeletal adaptor activity. Lineage: Eukaryota; Metazoa; Arthropoda; Insecta; Diptera; Culicidae. Gene Ontology annotation, cellular component: apical cortex.
GGUGCCUCCAUUCGUGAGUAGUAACUAACGCGUGCGGACGUGGUUUAUGAGCGCUGCUUGGAGCUUUUCGCGGAAGACACGCAAUCGAUUAACAUUUUUCGCGCUCGUUCGGUGUAGUGUUCGGCUGCUUCCUUUUAUGUUGAUGUAGUUUUUUUCCCUUGUUUUGCGCGCUAGGUGACAUCAGAUUACCGUGCAUCUGCGUCCCAGCAAUGAGGGCCAAGCUGUUGAGUAGCUAUUGCGUGUUGGAAUCUGUCGUUCGCAUACCGGUCCUGUUUUGAAUUGCGCGCUGUAAGAUAUUGCUCACGAAAUUAGAUUUUUAGUGGAAUUGUGCAACGACAUGUGCGAGAGGGAAUCUCGGUGAACGCGUAGUGCUUGCUUGGAAGAAGCGCUCCGUCCAGAUUGUGCAAAGCUAGCGCCACGGAUGAAGAUAACAGCGCUACUGUGUAUGAGUAAGGAAUAUGAAUUCUCGUCGUGUCGCUAUAAAUUGAAGAUUAUCAUAAAGUGUACCGCUUGGAUCGCAAGUGGAAAUAAAAUAUAUCGCGCCAACAGUUUAAUGAAUGGUUGGUGAUUGUGGUGAUCUAUUUUGGUAGAUUGAGUGCUUCAAACAUAAUCAAUCAAGAUAGCGUGCUUUCACUGGCUAAGGAACGACAAUACGAGAACUUCUGGUAGCUCGAGGUGGCAAACGUCGAGAGGAGAAUUAAUUGCAUAUAAUUUGCAAAGGUUUUGAAUAUCAUUUACGGCUGACGUCAAUCGGUGGAACCAUCAGCUGGUCCCACUCAAUUACAGAUAACGAGCUAAAACUAGGACACUUUCAGCUGGUCUUGCGGCUCCCUUGGAUUGCUUUGAUGCCGGUUCAAAAUAAGGGCGACGUCAAGCGUAAAAUGUAACCAAACUACCAAAUGAAUCCUUCCGACACGAAUGAAAGAGACGGCACUACAGUGAGACCCUUCAGCAGCAUAAUAUUUGGUUUGUUUUGGCCGAGCAUUUCGUGCGGCAGUAGGUAGUUGCCGUUGCGGCUGGGCUCAUCGACGAGCGAGGCGAGGAGAUGAGGAGAAGGCAAAAGUGAUGAACAUCUGCUCGUGGCGCUUUCCUCGAACGUUGCUGGCGUGGCUGGCUGGCAAGCUUAGGCCGGCUGCUAGAGCCGGGACCCUUCUUUACCUUCUGCGGGUGAUUGUAAUGUCGCUCUCGGUGUGCCGUACUGGCAGUUCGUUUUAGGUAAAUAUCGGAGACGGUUCAACCAUUCAACCGAUCGCUGCUGCAGUUGUGCAUCGUUCGCUGAUAACGUAACAUGACGGUCGCGUGGUACAACGGAUAACCAAACCGGGUAACGAAUAUACUCCCAACGGAUUCAUCGCGAAACGUGUUCUGUGGUGUGCGGUUUUGGCAACACAGCCAGUGGGGGCAGUUUUAGUGUACUUAGGUGUGAUUGUUUGCAUUUGGUUUACACCAUUUUCUGACCCACCAGGUGCGGUGGGUGUGGACGGCAGUUGCCGACGCCGAACAAUCGCAGAUCGCCACAACUGGUUCAAUUUGCGACCGGCAAAGCCGUUUUGAUUGGAGCUUCUAUCAUCGGGAUAUUCAUGAUGGUCAGCCUCGACGAUUGGAUAUCGUUUUUUGUCUUUUAGAAGGUUUUUGUGGUGCUUUGUGAAAUUGAAUAAAAGCGAUUAAAUUUCUGAAGGAAUAGUGAUUGGAUAAAGCAGUGGGAAAAAUCAAUAUUCAGUGAACGAGUGAUGUGACAUAGUUACUAACACGAGAAUAUAUUACACAUUGGAUUAAAGCUGCCAUGAAUCAUAUGGCACGCUCCAACUUCCAACGUUCCCAGAGCCGUGUCUGGUAUGGGGACAGUGCUUCGGAUAAUCCUUUCUGCGGGGGUGCGAGCAGUGUGAACAAUGGGUACUUCUAUCACCACAAUCAGAUUUACUCCGGCAGGCAGCCACCGUUGUUCAGACCGACCCUGCCGGCUAGGUUUCAGGAGCUGGAUGAGGAGGAAGAGCUGGUGUUGCAGCGCACGCCUGACAAGCAGAUCAAUAGCAAUCUAAACAGUAGCAACGGAAGCAGUAGCAGCAGUACAUCGUGGAAUGUGGCUACCCGACAGGGCAGCCCCGCCAGCCACAAGAGUCAGGACUCCGGCUUCUCGGACACAGAAGGCUCUCCCAAUAUGGCCUCUAUUAACAGUAACAGUAGUAAGAAUUGCAACGAAAACCAAUCCUCCCCGAAUAAGUUAACGCCAAAACGAACGAUCAAUGAACAGCUUUUCCAAAGAUCACCUUCGAUAAGCAGUGAAGCGCCAACCCCUCCGACCGUGAUCCGCCGACCUGCAGUACCAACGAGUGAACAUUUAGAAACCUUCCCUCGGCGAAUAUCUUACAGUGAGCCAAACUCUCCCACACCCAGCGAGGGUCUAAUCUCCAAGAUCGAUAGCCUCAACUUUAACAACACAUCACCCCUGGAAGCUAGUCAGUUGAACACGAGGUUUGAUACGAAUGAAAUCGAUGAUUCUUCGGGCCCUUUGUCAUUAUCCCUGUCCUACCAGUGCCCUUCACGAAACAGUGGAAGUUCCUUGAAACGCGGACGUAUACUUACCAAAUGCAGCCGAGUGAAACGAAAUCUAAACCAGCAGCUGCAGGACUCCGACGAAGAAAUGAUCUCUCUGGAUAGUAGUGAGUUAACUAACAUCCUCAACCAAACUCUGGCACAGGACGUCAGUUUGUCCGCAUUGAAAAUACCCAAAAGCAUCCUAAAAUCACCCGCAACUUACAACAACGAAACCGUAGUUCUUGGAUAUGUCUCCCCAGAAUCUACCAACAACAACACCAACCGAACCGUGGAUCAGGGUGAGGUUCCAACGCGUGAAAGAGAGUUACCAACGUACGCGGAACUCUAUCCGAACGGAACCUCCACUCCAAUCAUGUACCCGCCAAAGUUCUACCGUUCGCUUCCACCAACACCGACACGAACGCAGCGAAGUCCAAUCAAGCUUCGACCAACGAAAUUGAUCGACAACUUCUACGAAGAACCGGACCAGAACCCGCUCAAUCGACUGUCCAAUGCGAACGAACUCACAUUCAUCCAGUACGAAAAUCCACUGCUGAACGGUCACACCCCGGCGGUUCAGUCCUGGCUAGAUGGACUGCGAUUCUCCUGUCAAAAUGAAGUUAUGUCCAUUCUGCAGACUAAAUCGAUUAGUGCAGAAGCUUCACGAAACCUUAAAAUGACCUCCGCUACUGCAAUGAAACUAACUCGACAUAUACAGGCAAAGGUUGCCAUCCUCCAGGCAGAAUUCGAGAAAGUAGAAAAAGUAUUCGCUUCGAUCAAGCGCUAUCAACAGCAACAGGAAGAGGAUGAUGAUGACGACGAGAAAGAAAUCUACCAAAAACUAGCACCGUUAGUUCAAUGUCUGGCGACCGGCAUCUACGAAUUUGUUCAGAAGCAGAAAUCUAACGAUUACUUUGGAAAAGAUCCGAGCGAACGGGCCGACCGUAAAAAGUUUCUGGAGAACGGUCAAUCAUUGGUGGAUAUGACGACAGAUCUGAGGGUCGCCGCUGCCAACGGAGAUGACUUUGACUACAGAUCUGUUGAGGAGGAGGUUCAGAUUGUCAAGCGUUACUUUUUGAUCACGAUCCGAUUAAUUUUCAAAAAUCUGAUCAAGGUUAUAGUGGACUCGAUCGAGGACUCCAAGUGUGAUCUAAUGCUGCGCUCGAACCUAACCUACGUUGCCACAUUAUCCAAUCUCGACUAUCAGGGGUUGACAUCCCUAAACGAUGCGUUCAUCGCAAACGGGACGGUACGCGUUUUGCUGAUCGUGUGUAUGGAUUGCAAGUUUUCUUCGAUUAGGGCUCUGGCCUUACGGGCACUUGCCACCGUUUGCUCGACGACAGAAACAAUUCGGCAGUUGGAAAAAGCUGAUGGAGUGGAAAUUUUACGGGACAUAUUGGCUGAUCAGAGAUCAAACGAACGCGGUGAUCCAGAGCUCCGGGAAGCCGUAUCGGUGUUGACACAGAUAACCGCACCGUGGCAUGGGGAGGAUCAUCGCAUCGAUGGGUUGCGUCAGCAUGUGCACGCUAUCGUGGAAGCGGUGACAGAAAUUGUUGAACGAACGUCCUGCUGCCAAACGCUGCUACUUUGUUCCGCCUGUCUGAACAACCUAACAAGGAUCGAGGCCACUGCCGUGUACUCGCUGAUGUCGCACGAAACGGCUGCGAAGCUAAAAGCGGCCGCCGAGAGACGGGGUCCUGGCGCUUCCGUGUUCCUUUUCGAACAAAUCACCUCGAUGCUGUUCAACAUGUCCUCGAACAAAAAGUCCCACCAUCAUCUGGCCGCCCGUUCGUUGGUUCAAUUUCUUACCGCAGUCUUCAACCAAAGAUUCCACGAGCGGCUCGACAGUCGCGUCGAAUCCGAAGCCCAGCGCAAGACGGUCAAAAACAUUCUGCACAUCCUCUCGCGGCUUAUCUCCAGUGCCGCCAUCGGGUGUCACGACGAUCUGCUCGAGGGAACCGUUUUGCCGAUUUUCGCCCGCGUCGAGCGAAGCCUCGAUAGCGGCAGUGAAUAUUUUCGCGACGUAACCUACCUGAAUCGGCGACUAAACGAAAGUCUCGGUCAGCGGUCGGCCGGUACUGGGGGAGUGACACCACCCGGGCCUAAUGGGUCUACGAUUGUCAGCAUCAGCGGCCGCAGCACCGAUGGCGCCACCAUCAGCAGAACUGCAAAUCCUUACAUAACGAGAUUAACGAUCGAACGACAACCGAACGGGGGCAUCGUUAUGCUGGAUAAAAACCGCCAGGAAAGUUACGUUUGAUUUGCGGUUUCCACUUCCUGCGGACCGGUUGUAAAUGGAUAAGCUUUUAAUGCAAUUGACUAGCGGUAGGAAAUAAGCGGAAUCGUUAAAUUUAUCAGAUUUGAAUGGAUUGAAUGUGUGGGUCAGUCAAAUGGAUAAGCGACCUGCUCCGAUAAAUUAUGCAUGACUGGGAAGGUCCACGGUUGUUCCUGCGGCCAAUCGCCCAAAUAAACCAAUUAGUGAGGAUUACAGUUGAAGUGAGCGGUUACAAUUGGUCGGUGUAAAUAAGAAUGACUAAAACGAAACGCAGCCAAAUCGGCAAUGUGUGCGUUAUCGAAUAUUUUAAUUUUAGUUGUGCCAUAUAUGGAAUUUUCGAUUGUGCUAUGAUCUUUACGUGCAGUUCUGUUCAUAGAUGACAAUAGCCAAUGGAAUGCUGCUAGCAGGAGUUUAUGUUUAACAUGAAAUGGAAAAAUCGCUGCUUACUAAGAUAUGGAGUAUCCAUCGGUUAUUUUUUAACAAUUACUUCUUUAAUAUAUUACUGUUACGAAUUAUUUGUACAUCAUGCCAACGUCAGAGUCUUAAUAUAUAAAUUGAUUG